AUUCGAAAACCGAGUUAACUGCUAAAGGUUCAAUUACUUUUGAUAGCGUAGCUGAUGCUUUAGAAGCCAUUAUGCAUAUUAACUAUGUCAUUUUCUAUAGAAAAGUGGAGUCCCGAAGAUUAAGCAACAGCAUUAGAUGAAUCUAAAUGGACGUGAUACAGAGAAAUUUUGGAAUGAUGGCCGAAAAAAUCGACAGAAUGCGAAGUCUAAGGGAACGAUGCGACAACUACGUGAGAAUGAUCAAACUAACGCUGGACGAGACAAUCCAAGAGCAAAACUCUUUGUUGGAUGGUUCAGCAAUUCAUCAUCGGCUAAAAUAUCUGGGUGCAAUGGAUCUUAAGCCAUCGGGGUUAUCACCAAAAACAUACGGCACACAUGCAUUUUACCCUAAACGCAUCGGGCAUAACCACAAGUAUGUAGUGCUCGACGACGGUUUAGGAGUUAAAAAGCGCAACGACACUGAUUUGAAGAUAACUGGUCCAUAUUCGGCUAAUACAGACUGUUACAACUUUGAUGAGUAUAAGCCUCAAAGUUGCCGGUACGUUGACCCUUUAAUGCAAGAUUACACCGAACCGUAUUAUGUGCCAAUGCAGGUGCCGAAGAAAUACGGCGAUAUAGUCAACUACCGGACCCCAAGCUUCGAGGAUUUAUAUUAUUUUCCGGCAUCUAGACCUAUAGCCCAGUAUCCUAAGCACACGGCCGAACGUUUUUACAGGCGAAAACCCGUCGAACGGUAUACGGAAGAAGAAGCUCCUUGCUGGUCUACAAGAGUGCCUAAGCCAGUUCGAGUGGUCGAGCGGAAACCCAUGUACCCCACCACUGAGAGCUACACUGAUCGUAAAAACCAUUUGGCUACUGCUUACUACCGUCCAUCUAGAUACCAUUUUCCCAACGACCACGACCCUUACCGUACGCGUUAUGACCAUGGCGAUGACUACUACGACCACCCUGAGUACGGUUAUCGAUACAGCGUAACACGACCCGUUUCUCCAGUUUACUAUAGUCGGUCCCGCUGUAACUAUGCUGAUGACCCAGAAGAUUUAUUAGAAAAAACCAUCAGAGAUUAUGUGUGGGGAAAUGGUACCCGUGAGAGCCGGAGAAUGGCUAAAUACGAGAGUUCUCCCAGGUAUGGGUUUGUUGACAAGUGGCCUUGGCGGACCAGAGAAGGAGAGCAUCAGGUCGGACCUCAGAUUCAAGACGCCAAAGAGAUAAAAAAAAGCACGAUUAAGAACAGUGUUACUUUGGAAGGGAGGCGUAUAUCAUUGGUCGACGAUGAUUGUGUAGCACAUCCUGACGACGGAUGGAAUAGCGAAAAACCUGAUUAUACACACAAACCAGCUAUGCCACCCAAGCGGAUAAGUUUUGACUUAAACAAUUCAGGAGACGAGCAGUUACCUCGAAAACUUUCCCAAGACUGUUCAAUCGAAACUGGAAAAACCAUCGGUGCGUGCAGGUCGAGCGCAGUUAAAAGAGAAUCAAUUUCCAAAACUAUGCAGCCCGAAGCAGAUCGGGUACGUCGAUCUUCAACGACACCUCGGAUAAAGUCACACGAACGUUCUUUGGCCAAAACCGAUACAACCGGCGUACGAACCGUCGAGUGUAUGGGUCAGUCUUUCGAGUCCGACAAAUUUUCUAGGGAGAGCUUUGACGAAAAAUCCAUAGAUACUGGCGGAGCCAAGUCUUAUGCCAGUUUGGCAGACGAAAUAGUAAAUAGAACGUCUUUGAAGAAUAUCGACGACGGUCAAGGUUCUUUGUCAACGGUCACCAUGCGUAACGAUCGACCAGAUAGGUCGCCUGUAGGUGACGAUAGCAGCGUGGUCGAUCGGAGAAACAGCAGCAGCUAUAGGAACUACAGUUAUAAAAAUGACACCAAUAGUACCGGAGAAGAUAAUCAAUCGCCGAGUACGUACAAAGUUCCGGCCAUGUUACCGGACACCGCAGUUUUCGACCAGGGCCAACUCAAAAGAGACGUGAGCAUUCCUAAGCAGAAUUCCAAGGAUAGUUACCACGAAGACAUCGAACCAGAAAUGACUGGAAACGGUCGAGAGUCCGAAUUGAUUCGCCAAAGUUCUGUUGGAAAUAACGACUACCAACCGUUUGGAUCAGAAACUCAUGCCGACGAACGGUAUGUAGACGAAGCUUACUAUCAUCCGGACAAUGAACAGUCCGGCGAAAGGCAACAAGAAGCGCAGGAUGAUCAGUAUUACCAAGACUACCAAAACCAACCUAUACCUGUCGAUCGACAGUAUGACGAACCCCAAGUCCACGAUAGUAAUGAAUAUUCCAACGAUCAAUAUUACUAUGGAGACGUCCCUGCAGGUGGGGGCGAAAACGAUCCGUCUGUUCAUCAGCAACGUUACGCCGAACCACAGGAGAAUGUUUAUGUGACCACCGAACAGCAGGAUCAGCGGCAACAACAAGACGACUAUAAUCGAUACGAAGAUUAUUCUACCGUACAAGGUGCCACCAACGACGGCUAUUACGAUUACCAAGGUGAUCAGGGGGCUGUAGAUGAACAACAACCUACGCGGAAUGAAUAUUAUGACUAUGGGAAUUAUACUAACGGUCAAGAACCACAGCUAUCUGAUCAACAGUACGUCGCAGAGCCGAGUGAACCACAGACCAUCAAUCACUAUAAUCAGGAAGAACAUCCACAACAAGAGGGAGAUGAUUACUACUACCAAAAUAAUCCAGAUACGGGUGGAUAUGGGGACAUGCAGCAAGAAUCUAGCUAUCCACAAGGCGAGUACGACGAGCACCUUCCUCAGAGGGAACACGAAGGCUAUGGCACCACUGACGAUUACUUUUAUCAAAACCAGAGUGUCGGAGACUAUGCGGAUUCGGUGGCCAAGGAUCAGGAGUACGCGGUUGACUACAACCAUUCCCAGGGUUACCAAAUGGACGAUGGACAACCGACCGAAGGUAAUCCCACGACGGACUACGGGCGUCAACAACAAUUGGAAUAUCGAGAAAAUGACAUGUAUUCGAUGCAACAGUCAGAAGCUGUCGGUCAACUGCCAGAAGAUGACGACAAUCGACUAAAUGAAGAACAAACAAAAUAAAUAUAAAAUGUAACGAGUACCGUUAGAAUUAAUCUUGAACCGAGUGAAUUCUUUAACUCUUCUCGUCCUUCAUAAAAAAAAAUGCAUAGCAACACUAGUGGCCGUAUUCUAAAUUUGUGUGCAGUAGCAUAUCCCUAACCUGGAACACCAUUAGUACAAUUUUAUUAAUACACAUGCACGCUAGUUAAUUCGAGAAAAAAUCGAAAAGAAUUCAGGUACAAAGUAUACAUACAACGUUGUGCAAAAGAACAUAUUACAUUUUUAAAAAUUAAUUACUGAAAGCAAAAUGUAUCAGAGCAGUAAAUUUACUAUGAUUGCUCAACUUUUUAUUUAUUAAACUAUAAAGUAUUUUUUAUAAUUUAUAGAAUAAAUAACUAAAAAACAACCACCAUAAUAUGGUAUCAACCCUAAAUACACUUGUUAUUCUAAUACAACAAGCUGAGCUCUUCAAAAAAACGGGUAACCUGGUACUGUAAACGCUUUACUUGUAAUGUCGAACAGGUUAAAAUUGGUCACUAUUUUCUUUUAAGCUUGACCUAUAACACUUUACAUUUUAAUGUUUAAUUGAUUCGACUUGUACUAUGACUGAAAUAUGUCGUAUUUGAGGGGAAAGGUGAGUCAUUAAUUCCAUUACCCUGUUUGAAAUAUCUUUUAAAUAGUUUGUUUUAGCUUCGAUGCAGAGCGGCGAAGGUAUUGGUUUUACUCUGAUGUGGGCUUUUUUUUAUCUAUAUACGCUGUAACUUUUUUAAUACUGGACCAAUUCCUUCGAAUAGCAACUCUAUAAAUUACAAAUUUCAUCUAGUUGUUACUUUGGGGGGGGGGAGUCAAAGUUGAAAAAGUUUACUUCUUCACAGUCGAAAAUUGAAAAAACAAAAAAAAAACCGUACGAGUUUUUAAGUUAGCGUUUAUUUGAAAGUGAUUUUAUUCAAUUUUAUCACUUUUAAUUAUAAUAAUUCCUAUAGACCUGUGACCUCUCCGUCCCCUCGUUGCUUUGAUUCCAUUAUGCCUAUACUCUACUGUACUAGU
Messenger RNA from Adelges cooleyi (spruce gall adelgid), 4088 nucleotides. RefSeq lists its product as uncharacterized. The transcript has 3 exons. Bases 147 to 3062 code for a protein of 971 amino acids. Lineage: Eukaryota; Metazoa; Arthropoda; Insecta; Hemiptera; Adelgidae. The record is from RefSeq and is a predicted model, not a curated record.